AUGAUCACAUAUGUGGUUGCAGAGGAUGACGAAGAUGAAGAUGGUGAAGGAGAGGGAAGAAAUGAUGAUGAUGCGAAAGUUGAUGACGACGACGACGAUGAUGAUGAUGACAAGAAAAGGAUAUCCGGAGUGUUCGUAUCCAAAGGAGAGUCGUGGUCAUACACUAAUCCCAUGAUGGUCAGCGAUGAGCCCCAUAAGCCUAGACGCGCCACAGUGAAGGAGAAGCCGUCGUCAGGGGAAGACCACGGCCACCACCAACCACAACACGGGGUACUCUCCGCCAAGAAGAAACGAGAAAACAUGAAAUCAAAAACUGCUCAGUCCCUGGACAGUGCGAACAUCUUGUUCGACUCAGACACCCAUCGACUCUCUACCAUCAUAGCUGGCGAUGACGUCAUCAUCACCGCUAACAAAUACGCAGAUGACGACCGCCACGAACGUUCAUCUGUCGCUCGAGCCUCUGCUGACGCCAAAAAAGAUAAUUUACACUCUGAUCCCAUGCGCAGUUCAGCCGAAGUUGACGACAACUUCCAAUCUAUCCUACGAGAGAGCGCGAGUAGUAAAGAAAGUAGCAGCGGUGGUGGUGAUGGUG
This is a messenger RNA of Helobdella robusta, 592 nucleotides long. RefSeq lists its product as hypothetical. The record is from RefSeq and is a predicted model, not a curated record. The annotation marks the transcript as partial. NCBI's taxonomy places the organism in Eukaryota, Metazoa, Annelida, Clitellata, Rhynchobdellida, Glossiphoniidae. The transcript has 3 exons.